AUGGACCGACACCGUCCCGAAAUAAACCGCUACACCCCUCCCCAUCGUAAAGACCGUCCGAUCCACGCCUGGGAAACCGAACCACAACCGAUUGUGCAUGCCUGGGAAACCGCACCAAAAACAGACCGAAAUACCCGACACAGAAAACCCAAACCCAAUAAAAAACAAUCUGAGCUGCCGUGUCAAGUAUCUGGAUCUCCUGUGUUUAGGCAGAAUAACAAGGAAUCGGAUACGAAUGAGGAGGAAGAGGAAUUGAAUCCGUAUCUUCCUAUUCCGCGUAAACCUCAACGACAGAGUUCGCCUUGUUCGCAAGGGAAACCUCGUAUAGGAAACGAUCACCAAAGAGGUCGAUCAAAAGACGAUAAACAAAGGCGAGAACAGGAUGCGUACGAAGCUUCCGUUCAUAACUUUUUUGACCGCGCGCAGUCAAAACCACAUUCUCAACCACGAGGUACUCAAAACGAGCAACUAAAUCCGUACCUCCCCUCAAAUCCCCACCGACGAACCUCCCCUUCACCACCUAAACCCCAUAAAGGAACCGACUACGCCAGAGGUCGAUCAAAAGACAGUCCCGAGAAACAAAAACAUCAGGACGCAUACAAAGCAUCCGUUCAUACCGUUGUUGACCGCCCAAAAGCACAUAACCAACUAAAUCAUCAAAACGAGGAGUUGAAUCCUUACAUCCCCUCAGGUCCCCAACCAACGGCAUCACGGCCUACAAGGCCGGUAUCUUUAUCACAAAAGUGUCGAGAUCAGGAGGCGUCUAGUCCAGAUAUACCAACCCAUCAAAUCGAACGCCCAUCGAAUAAAGGGAAUGGCAAUGAAUCUGAAGAGGUUGGAGAGAAUGAGCGGAUGGAGAUGAACAAGUCUUGUUCACCACGGAAACUUUGUGUGGAUCAAGAGUCAAUCGGCCGAGCGAAUCAUAUCGAACGUCCGUCGAAUGAAGGGAACGGAAAUGAGUCUGGAGAAGUACUGAAUGACAGUAUGGAACCAAAACAAACAUCACGAAACCACUCCAAAGUAACGAAUUGGGCUGAUUUGGAUACAGAUUUUGAUUAUAAUGAUGUACCCAUUUGGGAAUAG
Messenger RNA from Spizellomyces punctatus DAOM BR117, 1083 nucleotides. RefSeq lists its product as uncharacterized. The record is from RefSeq and is a predicted model, not a curated record. The transcript has 4 exons. Lineage: Eukaryota; Fungi; Chytridiomycota; Chytridiomycetes; Spizellomycetales; Spizellomycetaceae. Bases 1 to 1083 code for a protein of 360 amino acids.